AUGAUGCGGCCAAGUCAACAGGCGAGAGGGGUGAAGGAGCAGCAUCAGAACCGUGCUUCUAAUGGAACAGACAAGAAGAAUGCCACAAUGUUUUCAUAUGCAACAAUAACAGAUAUCUUGGUUCUUAUUCUAAGUUCUGUAUGCGCAAUAUGUGCGGGUGCCUUGAACCCACUGUUAACAGUUAUAUACGGCCAUUUAGUAGAUGCACUUAAUGGAUUCGCAAAAAAUACCGUGUCCAGCUCUGGGCUGAGCUCCGACAUCUCGAAAUUCACCCUUUAUUACGUGUACCUCGCGAUAGCAGUCUUCUUCUUUGUAUACACUACAACUGUUGGUUUCUAUUACUCGGGUGGGAGGAUUGCUCGACACCUGCGUUACGAAUACUUGAAAUCCAUUUUGCGGCAGAAUAUCGCAUUCUUUGAUGUACUUGGUACGGGAGAAGUUUCGACUGUCAUCAUGUCUGAUAUGGGUGUCAUACAAGAAGGGAUUUCAAGUAAAAUUGCACUGACUUUGACUGCAAUGGCAACUUUUGGUUCUGCGUGUAUAAUCUCGUUCGUAAUGUACUGGAAGACGGCAUUGAUCCUAAGUCCGUCGUAUUUUCUUAUGGCAAUUGCAGGUGCUACAGCCGGCCGAUAUGCUGUGAGAUACAACAAAAUAUCAAGGAAAUUCCGCGACCUUGGCGCAAACAUUGCUGAGGAAGCUAUCACGUCUAUUCGGCAGGUUUCGUCAUUGGGUAUGAAAAGUUACUUAAUUGACAAAUACGAUGCUUGUCUCGAGAAAUCUGAGAUCGCCGGCGUCAAGUCUCGAAUGGCAGUAGCAAUUUUUAUUGGCGUUUCCAAUGCUAUGCCAUGUUUAGUGUAUGCUUUAUCAUUUUGGGCAGGAUCCAUCUUUCUCGUAAAGGGGGAAAUGACUGUUUCAGCGAUUGCGACGACCACUUUAUCGAUUGCGAUUGGAGCAUUUGCCAUUGUCAGAGUUACCCCUUGCAUCGAGUCUCUAAUUCACUGCUCAACUAGCGCAGACUCAGUACUGCAGGCAAUUGCGCGAAUAUCACCCCAAGAUCCGUUCGAUGAAGGCGGGAGGCAGCUUGAGAACUUGGCAGGUGAUAUUUAUUUUCAAGAUGUGAGCCUUACAUACCCUUCACGGGAGGAGGUCGUUGUAUUAGAUAACGUCCGAUUCAAAGCCCAGUCAACAAAAACUACUGCAAUUAUUGGUGAGUCAGGGAGUGGGAAGAGUAGUAUAAUAAGUCUCCUUGAGCGCUUUUACGAGCCCACAUCGGGCGCGAUUCUUAUUGAUGGUCACGAUGUUCAGAGUUUCAACCUACGCUGGUUGCGCAGCCAGAUAUCUUUAGUUGCUCAAGAUCCGGUUCUUUUCAACACAACAAUAUUUGAAAACAUUCGUUACGGCCUGGUAAAUUCCAACCUGCAACCGGGCGUCGAAGAGAUCGAGGAACUAGUCUUCUCAGCCGCUAAAAAAGCAAAUGUGCAUGAUUUUAUCAAAUCUUUACCAAAAGGGUAUGAAACUCUGGUAGGCGAGAAGGGUUUACAGAUGUCUGGCGGCCAGAGACAAAGAAUCUCAAUUGCGAGAGCCUUAAUCAGUAAUCCAAAGAUUCUAUUACUUGAUGAAGCAACUUCGGCUUUAGAUGCAGCCUCUGAAGCCGCCGUCCAGCAAGCUCUCGACGCUGCCGCAAUAGGCAGAACAACUAUUGUGAUUGCCCACCGCUUAUCAACAAUACGAAAUGCCGAUAAGAUUGUGGUAAUGUCAAAAGGACGUGUUAUAGAGGAGGGAAAUCACGAAUCACUGACAGAAAUGGGAGGCGUCUAUGCUAAUUUCUGUCAAAAGCAAGGGUUGGAUUUUCACGGUGCCGGCGAAGAAACUUUUGAAGAUACGAACAAAGAAUCCGUACACAACGCAGCAACGACAGCCAAUUCUAAGGAGAAGGAUAACGGGUCUCAUAUCUCGGAAAGUGUAUGUGAGACUCAGGACCAAGAUGCUACGCAGAACUCGGGCUUACCUUUAUGGCAAGCGCUGAAAUUCAUUGCGCGCUUGAACCGCCCGGAACUCAAACAUAUGAUUACAGGACUCUUUUUUUCUGUCUUAGCUGGGCUCGGAAUUCCUAUACAAUCUAUAUUUUUCGCAAAGCUACUGGCGGUCCUGGCAUAUCCCCCAUCGCGAUUCGGAGAUCUCCGCCACUCGGUGGAUAUUUGGUCGGGUUUAUAUGUUUUGAUGGCUGGUUUGGCAUUGAUAUUUUGGGUGGGAGAAGGGUAUUCAUUUUCUCUCUCGACAGAGAAACUUUGCCGUCGUGCAAAGUACCACGCCUUCAAGUCAAUUUUGCAACAAGAUAUUAGUUUCUUUGAUGAAGAGCAACACGCAUCGGGAAACCUUACCACGCUGAUCUAUUCUAGCACGGAAGAUCUUACCGCACUCAGUGGUGCACUUAUUGGCAGUACCCUUACUUUCCUUUCAACAGUGGUUGCCGGAGUUGUCCUCUCUUUAGUGAUUGGGUGGAAGCUGGCUCUGGUGUGUACAGCGACAAUACCACUAGUAGCUCUGACUGGUUGGAUUCGUCUUCAGAUACUUGCAGUGUUCGAUCACCAAAUCAGAAAGAGUGGCAAAGAAUCUGCAACUUAUGCAAGUGAGGCUGUAAGUUCUAUCAGAACUGUUGCAUCACUUGGUCUCGAGAACCACAUUCUUCUAAGCUACGACGUUAUUCUAGCGAAACAGGCUACUGAAUCCCAACGGGCCAUUUUUGGGGCCUCCGCUCUUUAUGCCCUCUCGCAGUCCGCAACCUUUCUCUGCAGUGCACUUGCCUUCUGGUACGGAGGCUCACUAGUAAUUAAACGAGAGUACUCGCUCUUUCAGUUCUAUAUAUGCUUAGUUGCACUUAUAUCCGGUGCUCAGAUCGCCGGCUCAAUCUUUUCUUACGCACCAGAUGCCAGUAAGGCAAUGCAUGCAAGCAAGGAGCUCAGAACGCUUUUUGAUCGACAACCAGUUAUUGGAAAUCCAGCUUCUAAAGGCUCACCAGUCAACAAAGAACAAUGCAAUGGGGAUAUUGAAUUACAUAAUGUCAGCUUUCGAUAUCCCACCAGGCCCAAUCAACUCAUCCUCAAUAAUUUCAGUUUGAAAGUCCGCCCUGGUCAGUACAUAGCACUUGUUGGACACAGCGGAUCUGGCAAAAGCACUAUUCUAUCUUUGCUAGAGCGCUUCUAUGACCCAGAAAGCGGGGUCAUAAGAGUCGAUGGUGAAGAUAUCACAGAGCUUGACCUUAACGAUUAUCGCAGUAUGGUGUCACUUGUCAGCCAAGAAACAAUCUUGUACUCUGGUACCAUUCGGGAAAACUUAAUCGUUGGGCUCAAGAUUACUCCCCCGGACGAGGAGAUUGUACGUGUUUGUCGGUUAGCAAAUAUUUACGACUUCAUCAUUUCACUUCCGGAAGGUUUCCGAACUUCGGUAGGAGCUAGAGGCAGUAUGUUGAGUGGUGGUCAGAGACAGAGAUUUUCGAUUGCUCGUGCCCUUUUGAGAAACCCCAAAGUCUUGUUACUUGAUGAAGCAACUUCUGCUCUGGACGCCGAGUCGGAGAAAGUAGUGCAAGCUGCGCUAGAUGCGGCAGCUAAAGACAGGACGACAAUUGCCGUAGCCCAUAGGCUUAGUACAAUUAAACACGCGGACCUCAUUUAUGUCCUAGACCAGGGACGGAUAGUAGAGGUCGGAACUCACCCGCAGUUGAUAGCUGCUGGAGGCAUUUACUUCGGUCUGGUGAAUUUACAAAAAUUGCUGUAG
Molecule: messenger RNA, 3774 nt
Organism: Glarea lozoyensis ATCC 20868
Lineage: Eukaryota; Fungi; Ascomycota; Leotiomycetes; Helotiales; Helotiaceae
Product: P-loop containing nucleoside triphosphate hydrolase
Exons: 6
Coding region: 1-3774 (1257 amino acids)
Biological process (GO): transmembrane transport
Cellular component (GO): membrane
Molecular function (GO): ABC-type transporter activity; ATP hydrolysis activity; ATP binding
Source: RefSeq, a predicted model, not a curated record